AUGUACCAAUCCUCACCCGAACAACACUUGCUGCCUCUACCCUCAACCAAUAUCCCCUCAUUGUCAAAUUCUGAACGUAACAUAAAUGUAGGGUCGAAUGGACUCUCUCAUGAAAACUCUGGCCCUGUUGUUGUUGGAGCAUCUGGGAUUCUUCAGUCGUAUUCUCGACAUCUGGGCCACAGACGCUGUCUCAGCUCCCAAGCCACUGAGGCGGUUGACGCACAGUUCAGCGCUGCUGACCUUAACACUGCUGAUUGUAAAGCUGAUGCUAAAUCUGUUGUAACUGAUGCCCCUUGUCGGGACUCAUCCUUUCAGAGAGCCUUUACUCCUGGUCCUGAUGAGGUGAGCGAAAGUAGCCUGGGAUCCAGCUUAAUUGGCCUUCCUCCGCCGUCCCGUGCAAGCCGGUCCGGAGCUCGUCUGCGACGUGACUACCCUGCAAACCGUACUCCUGGGUUAGCCCCUGCAUCCACUAAUCGCGCUUCGCUGAGUCCGUCGCGGCGAUCAGGGGCUGAUCUUGCUGAAGCUAUCGUAGCCGGUGACAGCACUGCAGUUCGGCAUACAUCGCUAGUUCAUGUAAAAUCUUCCGAAUCAUUGGCACUCGGAGUACAACUUCCAACUCCCAAACCAUUUUCACGCCGGUUGGCUAUACGUGCUUCUCCUGGAGCCGAGCGUGCCUCUGGCGAUGGUUCAAGUGGUCGUGGCACACCCGACGGCCUGCUUAGUUUAAUCUCAGGAAACGGGUCACAAGCACCAUCGGCUGGCUCCGGUAGCCUUAGCGCUGGAGCCGACUUCUUUUUGACUGUAAAAAGUGUAAGGUGUCGCUAA
Molecule: messenger RNA, 825 nt
Organism: Protopolystoma xenopodis
Lineage: Eukaryota; Metazoa; Platyhelminthes; Monogenea; Polystomatidea; Polystomatidae
Source: the annotation of a GenBank genome assembly